Messenger RNA from Camellia sinensis, 1089 nucleotides. RefSeq names its product Pathogenesis-related thaumatin superfamily protein. The record is from RefSeq and is a predicted model, not a curated record. NCBI's taxonomy places the organism in Eukaryota, Viridiplantae, Streptophyta, Magnoliopsida, Ericales, Theaceae.
AGUAUAAUUUUUCCGAAAUAAACACCUCCAUUUCAUCUAAACAGGAUAAAAAUCCCUCUAUAAAACACAUCAUCUCCUACACUUAACACUCCAACAAUGCCAACUUCCUCAUAUCUCUUCUGCUCUCUUUUCCUAUUGUACUCCCUCUCUGUCACAAAUGGAGCUCAACUCAUACUAGUAAACAACUGCAACGAAACCAUAUGGCCCGGAAUCCUCGGCGGCGGUGGCCAACCCACCCCGAACGACGGCGGCUUCAACCUAACCUCCGGUGAAGAAUCCGUCUUCAAUGUGCCGGAAAAGUGGUCCGGCCGAAUCUGGGCCCGGCAAGGCUGCCACUUCGACGACACUGGAAAAGGGUCAUGCGACUCCGGCGACUGCUCCGGCCAGCUCCACUGCCGCGGCAUGGGUGGCACGCCGCCAGCCACGGUGGUGGAAAUGACAUUGGGAACAUCAUCUUCACCACUUCACUUCUAUGAUGUGAGUUUGGUUGAUGGGUUUAACUUGCCGGUGUCAAUGGCUCCGGUGGGCGGCGGCGUCGGGUGCGGCGUAGCGUCGUGCGGUGUCGAUUUGAACAUUUGUUGUCCGGCAGCGUUGGAGGUGAGGAGGGAAGGGAAGGUGGUGGGGUGUAAGAGUGCUUGUUUGGCUAUGCAAUCUGCUAAGUAUUGUUGCACUGGGGAUUAUGCAAACCCUAACACUUGCAAGCCCACUAUUUUUGCUCAUCUCUUUAAGGCUAUUUGUCCUAAAGCUUAUAGUUAUGCUUUUGAUGAUUCUUCUAGCCUUAAUAAGUGUAGGGCUUCGCGUUAUGUCAUUACUUUCUGUCCACCCUAUUGAGAGGUGUAUAGAAUUAAAAUCACAGAAAAAUAUUAAAAAUGAAAAAUGAGAGUACCACAUUCAUAGCAUCAUUAGGAAGUAGACGGUGUUAGAAGAAGAAGAAGAAGAAGAAGUUCUUGUGUUUUGUUUUACAGUAAUUAGCUUUUGAAUUCCUGGUUGGUGGGAAGUGAUCUAAUAGAUCAGUAUGCAAUAGUCUUAUUUUGUAAUUUAAUGGUCUAAGUUUAAAUUUGAAACAAAAUUUUAUCAUUUUAAUUUGUA